This is a messenger RNA of Hydractinia symbiolongicarpus, 5935 nucleotides long. Its product is annotated as GPI inositol-deacylase-like. The record is from RefSeq and is a predicted model, not a curated record. The transcript has 4 exons. Gene Ontology annotation, biological process: endoplasmic reticulum to Golgi vesicle-mediated transport; GPI anchor metabolic process. Bases 677 to 3244 code for a protein of 855 amino acids. NCBI's taxonomy places the organism in Eukaryota, Metazoa, Cnidaria, Hydrozoa, Anthoathecata, Hydractiniidae. Gene Ontology annotation, cellular component: endoplasmic reticulum. Gene Ontology annotation, molecular function: phosphatidylinositol deacylase activity.
AACAUUUGAAAUUUUGAUUUUGAGGAAGUUUGAGAAAUUCGAAUGUCGAAUGUUUUCCUGAUCGAAUUUUUGUGUGUAAUAAAAUUCGAAAAAUUACAGAAAAAGUCAAGAUAACAGGAUAAAUUCUACUCCAGGGACCGUAAAAAUAGGUCAAGAUCAGGAAAGUUCGAGAUACCGGGUAUGUAUAUAGUUGAGAUAUUGGACGUAUUUUAGCCUAAGGAGGGUUUAAAUGUGGAAGGGAUCAAUGAAAAUAGGUCGAGAUAUGAAAAGAUCGAGAUAACAGGUAGUCGAGAUAACGAGCGCCAACUGUAAAUAUUUUUGAACUAUGCAGGAUUGUUAGCAAGAUAUCAUAGACACAAUAGAACACCUCUGGCCAGCAGCCAUACUCAAGUUGCCACAAGAAAUGUCAAUUUGACGUUUAUGUCUGUGGGUGAAUUUUCAAGUUUGAUGUCUUUCUUUCAUUGCAAUUUGACUUUUAAGAACCAUUUAAGAAAUAAAUAAAAAUCUUGUUCUAGGAAGUUUAAUUACCACUGUAGAUUCUUGCAAGUUUGGUGGGAAAGAUGACACAAUAUCCAGUGGUUGCCACAAAAUAAUAAGUCUAAGAGGACUUCAGUAUACUGAUAAGUCUAAGAAGAAUUAGAUGAACGCCUUGUGGAUCCUCCUGUAACACUAAAAUAUGAGCUCCACUGUCAUUUUUAUCACGGCACUGGAAGUGUUGAUUUGUUGCUUAAUCUUGAUUGUGGGUGUUCAUCAAAUAUUUUUCAAUGUAGAGAUGAAUGGAUGUAAAAUGACGUGGAUGUACGAGUAUCCAGAAUAUUUGAAAGUCAAACUCCCACCUUCAGUACAGAAGAAAUUUCCUAAAUAUGGUUUAUUUAUCUAUGGCGAAGGUUCCUAUGCUAACUAUUUAAUGUCCAUGAAAGGAAACUAUGAACUCGAUGGUAUCCCUGUGGUGUUUGUUCAUGGGAAUGCAGGGCGUUAUAAACAGGUGCGUUCACCUGCUUCGGUUUCUUUAAGAAAAUCGGAGCAAUCACUGCACGAAUUCAAUUACUUCUCAGUAGAUUAUGAGGAAGAAUUGUCUGCGUUGUACGGUCCGUUCCUUCAACGCCAAACACAGUAUCUCUACCACUGUAUUAAACGAAUUCUGCGAUGCUAUAAACAUUCGAAACAGAAACCGCAAUCUGUUAUUGCGAUUGGUCAUUCAAUGGGAGGUCUGGUGAUCAGAGGGUUAUAUUAUUUGCCCAAUUUUAACACAAAUUUAGUCAACACAAUCGUUACCUUGGCGUCUCCACAUUCGGAGCCUCCAAUAAAAUUAGAUCCCGAUGUUACAAGUUAUUACAAGAGCGUCAAUGAUUAUUGGAGAAAGCAUUCAUCGAACUUGUUAGCCAACGUCACAUUAUUGUCUUUGGGUGGUAGUUUUCGAGAUUAUCUGGUACGCAGUGACUUAUGUGACAUGGGUGGUAUUUCGGGCAAUCCUUUUCACAUGAGUACCCUGACGACAUCGAUCUCACAUAUAUGGUUGGCUACUGAUCACCAAUGUAUUGUGUGGUGUAACGAGUUGGUUCGUGCUGUCACGCGAGCCUUUUUUCGAGUAAUCGAUAAACACACGAAGCAAAUAACACAAGAUCAUAAAUUUCGUGCUCACGUUUUGUCGAACUUGUUCUUUAAUGAAGACCUUUACGUAAAUACGGUAGAAAGACCCGCCAGUUGUCAACAGCUUUCACUCAGCGAGGAAGUGAACGUUCAUUAUACCAAAUCACAAGCGUGCUUUUAUAUUUCAGUAGAAUCGAACUCCCUAAAUAAAGAAGUGUUAUAUAUAUGGGCUUACACUGUCAAAGAAAAAUGGAUUUAUACUUGUGCAGUUAAUUGGGAAAGUUGUACAACGUUGUCUGCUGGUAAUGACUUCGUGCUACCUGGCACGAAACACACUUCUCGAUUCGCUUCUUUUCGAGACCUUACUAGGGUUAAAACUAUUCUUAUUGUGGCGGAUAAGUACGAUAAAGUUUACAUAAAAAAAGAAAGGCCGCCUGUUCAACAGAUAGAGGUUUCUAGCUUUAGAUUAGUCACACGUCAAUAUGUUUUUAAUCCGACUUUUUAUACCAGUGUCGGUUUAAAAUCAUUUACAGAAUCCUGGCAAGUGUUUGAAGUCACGUUGGACGGGGAUUCAGAGAAGGACCAAAUCGUAAUGGUAUCUGUACCUUGGUCAAAUGAGAUUUAUAACUUCACAUACAAAGAAAAUAGUCGUGUUUUUACGCUAAAAAUAUUCACUGAAAAGCCGAGCGAUGAGAAAUUUCAAAACGAGCAUGUUCAAAUCAUGAUGUGGCAACAUGAGAUGACGUCAGUAAAAAUUCAAGUUCGGCCGUUGCCGACGGAAAGCUUAGGUCAAUUACUCCGAUUUAAUUUGGAAAACAUUUUGCGUUACACUCUCGUGUUUGGUGUUAUUCGCAUGCUGUUGAAUAGCAGACAACUUCAUGUUGCUACAUCAUUAACGUUUUUAUCAAACGUGCGCAGAACAACGAUGCUGAUAUGUGUUGUAUUGGUUGCUAAGGUAAUAGUUUGGAAGUGGGUCAACAAUACAGGUGUUAACCUUGUACCAAGAUUGAUAUUUCCACAAAUCGGUCUGAUAUUAUUAUCAGUGGUGAUUGCUGAUAGCGUUCAUGUCAUGCUUAGUAUGAUAUUUUACCUUUGUCAAAUUAUACUGUACCCGUUCUCAGUCUGUUAUUCGUGUAUACGUCAUCGUUGUUCACGGAAAUGUACUACAUUGGCCAACGUAGGACUUGUGGUAGGGUUGUGGUCAUUUAUUCCGAUCUUGGAUGGAAAGAUUCCCAUAGCCAUAGUUUUAAUGCUUCUCCUUGUCCUUCAUGUUGUAAAAAUUAUUGGCAUGAAUAGUUCUCCAAGGAUAUUCCAUAAGAAUAUCUUACUACAACUUGUUAUACCCACGGUUGCUGUUUUUUCUGCCACGCCCAUUAUUGUUUUCGUUAAAGACAUCAUGAAUGGUUUUUCUCACCAAUAUACUUCAUUUACCAACUUACAGCUGCUAACUGCUGUCUAUGGGUGUUAUUUGACUUGUUGCUGCAAUGACGGUGAAGAUUCUCCUUUCAAGAGAGGGGAGAAAUUUAGUAUGUUUUUGUUUGUUUUGAAAGUUUAUGCUUGUGUUUGUUUACUUCCGGAAGUUGUUAUUUUGUAUAGUUUAACUUAUCUUGUUUGUGCUGUGUUAGUAGCACUUAUUCUUUUACAACAUCUGUAGGGUUGAAUUUCUUAGGCUUUUUUAAAUAAAAUUAUUGUUUUUAGAAUUUUAAAUGGAUAGUAUUUGACAUACUGUUUUAGGAUUUUAAAGGAAAAUGUUUUUGAUGUGUUUUUUACUGGUUCUCGUCUCUUUAUGAUGAACAAUUUUCUUAACUUAAGUAUGAGCACUUUUAACUGCUAAGUAACAAAAUAUUGAGAAAGUUGAAAAAGUAAAUUGAUGAAAGGGUAUAAAACGGGAAUAUGACUCCAACUUUUCAGAAAAUCUCCUUUCUUUUAAGAAAAGACGUUUAUUUUGCUUAACUCUAAUUAUUCCAAAUUGUCUGCCUUAUCAUGUUUGGUUUUUAAGACAGUAAGACCUUCCCUUGGACAAGUUGUCUUUGCUUUAGUCGCAAGUUUUUUUCAUGUAAGAAACGUUCUUUAUGUGUUUACCUUAACUUUCAUGUUGUUGUUUUUUCCAUAAUUUAUAGAGCUUAUUUUAUACCUUUUAAACUGCUCAGUUCUAUCUCGUUUAAAUUUAUUAUUUUUAAAAUUUUAUUUAGUAUUUAAAGAUUUACCUAGAAACAUAUUUGGUUGUUCUUGCAGAAAAUCUGCAGACGAGAUUUUCGCGGACUUUACUUCGUGAUUAAGAGGACUUAUUUUUUCCACUGGAAGUUCUUAUGAAGAAAAUGCGGAACUAAUAAUUAUCUACGAUGAUAAUAAUUAGUACGUUAUUUGUACUAAUUUUUGCGCUUAGUAAUUUUCGCGCUUUUUACAGAAAUUACGUCCAAAUCAAUUUACGCAAAAACAUAAUACUGCAGUUCACAUAAAAAGGUAUCUAUUUUUUGUCUAGAAUUUUACUAUUUUUCUAUGUUAUUUGCAGGGGAAUUUAAAUUCGCGCGAAAAUAAAUUUGCGUGAAAUACGUUCAUAUUACUAUUGCGCGAAAAUUUAUCGCGCGAUAUAAAUUUUUUUUCUGCAGAGCGAAGAUUAACACAAAUAACGUAAAAGUAAACUAUGGUAAAUCGAAAAUUUAAUUUCGAAAAAAUUACUUUCCGCGAAUAUUUUUUUUAAUUAGAAAUUUUAAUUGAAAACUUGUCUGCUAUUAUAGUUAUUAUUAUUCCGAAUAUUUAUAAAGGAUAUAACCACUUCAGUGUAGGAAACACUGUUAUCAAUGUGGGUCAUGUGUUGGAAUGUAUACAUUAAGUAUGCACCGGUAAUACCUACCCAAUUUCCCUCACAUGGCAUGGGUUGACCCGUAGCUGUGGUAAAGGCACUUGCUAAACAUGCCUGCGCUGUGGACCGAACCACAGAACUCCAUAACCACAAGGCCACAUACACGCCGCUAUGUUUAAAUCGAAAACGUGUUAGAUUUUAAUAAAAUUUUUGUAUUCGAGAUAUUUUUGUAAGAUCUAAUAUUAUAUUUAUGUCGUAUUGGACUUUUAGGUGCUGUUUAUAUAAGAGGCAUUACGUGAUGAUUACUGGGACAAGACGUUUUCCAGGAUUCCGCUCUUAUCAAAAAUUAUAAUAAAAAUCACUUUGUGUUUACAUGGAAGAUUUUUGUCCUGGUUAGUCCUUUAGGUAUGUCCUUGGCUUGUCCUAUUUUAGUCCCGUUCCGUCCCAGGAUAAAUACACUGUCCCAGGACGAACGAGAUAAGUCCUGCAUAUUUCAAUUGAAAGAAAAACCAUCCCAAGAAAAAGUUUUUCCGUAUAAAGGCGGGACAAAAUCAUCCAGGCAAACGUCUUGUCCCGGCUAUCGUGCCAUCUCGCUUCUUUAUAUAAACAGCCUUAAAUUUAGUUAGUAAAAAAAAUAGGCAUUAUUUAUAGUUACUUAUUUUGUUAUUUUGUACACACAAGUAAAUGGGAUUGUAUGAAUUUAUAAUACAUUUUUUUUUUCUUUCCUUUUAAACUAAAUCAAAGUUUAAUUUUUACGCAUUUUUUGUUUGGAAACUUGCGCUUUUAAAAUUUUAAAAUUUCAUUUUUAAUGCUCAACUCGCCUUUUAAAGUAUGCAACUCACCCUUUGAAUUCGAAAUUUCCAACUCGCAUUUUAAAAACAACUCGCGCUAUUUUUUAUAUCAACUCGUAAUUUUUAACUCACAACUCGUAAAACAAUUUUGCCCUAAUUUCCAAAAAAAAAAAAUCCGCAAAAUUUACUAAUUUUAUCCAGUAAAUUUCAAAGUGUUUUCUGCAAAUAAUCAUCUAAGGAAGUUGCAAAUGCUGGUUGGGUUGUUAACAUCUACAACUCCAUAAAAGAAAAGAUGUGCUAAAUGGAUAGAAAGUAGCUGGUAUAUACGAUGUUCUGAAACUUGGAAGCAAAAAAUUGCCAAACAUAGAUACUUUCCAUGAUAUUGACCCUUUAGUUAUUGAAAGUGAUGUUGAUGUAAUUAAUAGCUGCAGCCUGUCAACUAGAACAGAAGAAAUUGAAGUAUUUUGCCAUCAGAAUGAUGUAGAUAAAGAAGAUAAUGAUGAUUGGGAGCCAGAAGAUGAUGAUUGGGAGCCAGAAGAUGAUGAUUGGGAGCCAGAAGAUGAUGAUUGGGAGCUUGAAGAUGGUGAUUGGGAGCCGGAAGGUUGAUGAUUGGGACCCAGAAGAUGCUAGAAAUUUCUUUGAUGACGUUUUUAAUGUCUUUGACAAUAAGCAAUCUUUGUAAAUAUCUAUAUAUUACGUUAGUGUAAUAUUCAUUAUGCAAAAUGCAGGUUAGAACAUGUUUGAAAACAAA